AUGCAGACGACACCUAGUGGUGGCGGGGGGAGGAGCUGGGGGGAGGCUCGCCUCCGCGCAGAGACUGCAGUGGCAUCGGUGGUGGGAACCAUUGAGGGCCUGGGACUAAGGGUGGCGCCCCAAAAGACUGAAUCCGUGUUUUUUCACGACGACAGUCGAGGGGCGCCGCCUGAGACCCGGUUCCUAGUCGAUGACGUCCGCAUCCGCGUCGGGCCGACGAUCAAGUAUCUCGGCCGGACGUUGGACGGCCGUUGGGACUUUGGCCAGCACUUUAGGGACCUGGCCCCCAGGGUGCGCAACGCAGCAUUGGCUGUUACCAGCCUGCAGCGCAACCUUGGGGGCCCGGGAUGGAGGGCUCGCCGCCUGUACACGAUGGCCGUGCUGUCGAUCGCACUAUACGGCGCGCCGAUAUGGGCGCCCCAACUCAGCGCCUGCCGCGAAAGCCAACGGAGGCUGAGGCAGGCGCUGAGGCCCAUGAUGAUAAGAAUGACGAGAUCGUACAGCACGGUCUCGUACAUGGCGGCGACCACCCUGAUUGGCUUCCCUCCCGUGGAGCUCAUUGCGAAGGAGAGGGGGAUCCUCUAUUGGAGGGUCAAGGAGGCUCCACUAGGGGGGGGCCUAAGAGCCAGGGAUGUGCGGACCUUAAAGUCUCAGGCUGUGGCCCGUACCCAUGCAAUGUGCGCGGACAUAUUGUCCGACCCUCGGGGGUACAGGCCCGAUACAGCGGAGGCCGCCCGCCUCUGCCUGCCGGAGUGGGCAGGCAGGAGGGGAUGCGGACUAUCCUUCCAUCUGGUACAGAUACUCACAGGCCAUGGGUGUUUUGGCAAGUAUCUGCACCGGAUAGGAAAGGAGCCCACCACUAGAUGCCACCACUGCCCCGCGCUGAUGGACACGACGCUCCAUACCCUGGCCGAAUGUACGGCCUAG
Messenger RNA from Harpegnathos saltator (Jerdon's jumping ant), 927 nucleotides. RefSeq lists its product as uncharacterized. The transcript has a single exon. Lineage: Eukaryota; Metazoa; Arthropoda; Insecta; Hymenoptera; Formicidae. The coding region runs from base 1 to 927 and encodes 308 amino acids. The record is from RefSeq and is a predicted model, not a curated record.